Xiphias gladius (swordfish) is the source of this 4052-nucleotide messenger RNA. It is a transcript of the gene paqr3a, whose product is annotated as progestin and adipoQ receptor family member IIIa. Gene Ontology annotation, molecular function: signaling receptor activity. The transcript has 8 exons. Bases 161 to 1204 code for a protein of 347 amino acids. NCBI's taxonomy places the organism in Eukaryota, Metazoa, Chordata, Actinopteri, Istiophoriformes, Xiphiidae. The record is from RefSeq and is a predicted model, not a curated record. Gene Ontology annotation, cellular component: membrane.
GGCUUUGGGUCUGUUGUUUUUACUCAGGCAGUCUUUGGACGCACUGGGGAGGGGGGGGGUCCAUCAUUGAUGACGUCUCUGGUGAUUUGGAAGAUGUUGCAGCCGAAACUUGAUAAACACUGCGUUGUUUUUUUAAAUCAGUUUUAACAUAUGUUUACAAAUGCGUAGCUCGUAUUAUAAGCCUAAAAAUGGCACAAACUGCACAUAUACCAAAUUAAAAGCUUCAGGUCAGAUUAAAGCAGCCUCUGCAGGCCCAGCCAUGCCUCAGAAACUCCAGAAGAGCGCCCAGACAGCACACUACAUCGAGCUGGGAGGUUAUCAGUACUGGCCUGUGCUGGUGCCCCGAGGUAUCAGGCUGUACACCUACGAACAGAUCCCAGUGUUUCUAAGAGAGAACCCUUACAUCACAGAUGGAUACAGAGCCUACCUGCCCUCCAGACUGUGCAUCAAAAGCCUCUUCAUUAUGUCCAAUGAGACGGUGAAUAUCUGGAGCCACCUGUUGGGCUUCCUGCUCUUCUUCUGUCUCGGGGUGUACAACAUGGCCUCAGUGCUGCCGGCCUUCGGUGCCUCCAGAGAGGAUUACGUCAUCUACUCCAUUGGGCUCUUCUGCUUCCAGGUGUGUAUGCUGUGUUCGGUGGGUUACCACCUGUUCUGCUGUCAUCGCUCAGAGAAGACCAGCCGCCGCUGGAUGGCGCUGGAUUAUGCCGGUGUCUCCAUCGGCAUCCUGGGCUGCUAUGUCCCCGGAGUCUUCUACACGUUCUACUGUAAUAAUUACUGGCGGCAGGUGUACCUGGUGACGGUCCUGGCCAUGAUCCUGGCCGUCUUUUUCGCUCAGAUCCACCCCCAUUACCUCAGCAAGCAGUGGAAGCAGCUGCGCUCGCUCAUCUUCUGCUCGGUGGCCGGGUACGGCCUCGUCCCCACCGUCCACUGGAUCUGCAUCACAGGAGGCUUCUCCUCCGAACUCGUCCAGGCUUUUGUUCCUCGUGUCCUGGGGAUGUACUUCAUCGCAGCAUUAGCUCUCAUUUUCUACGUUUCUAAAGUUCCUGAACGCUACUUCCCAGGUCAGCUGAACUACCUGGGCUCCAGUCACCAGGUGUGGCACAUGCUGCUGGUGCUGAUGUUUUACUGGUGGCACCAGUCGUCAGGCUUCAUCAUGGCGUACAGGCACAGCCAGCCCUGCCCCGACGCCCCCCAGCACGCCUAGGAUGCUGCCAAGCACCCUGGGAGUCCCGACGCUUUGAAACGGUUGGUGAGUGGCUGCGGCGUAUCAGUUCAAUCCAUCCCAGUGUUUCCACAGAUGGACACGUUCUUACCUGUGAGUCUCUGUGAGAAGGGGGGGGGGGCUGCGAACAGGAAGCAGACCUGCGACCUCCAGGAUGUGAAGAGCGACAUGUGUCGAGUUCAUAUUUUUCAAGAUAAAACGGGACCUGUGAGUGAUUGUAACAAGUCACAGCGGCUAAAACAGUUUGUUUCCAGGUUGUCGCCGAUAAAACACUGAAACUCUGCAGUCAAAGUACAGAAUCCGGACGCUGUUGCGCUGCGUUCAAAUUUACGUCGGUUUAAAACCAGUUAAGGCUCAACAACUGUGCUUUUUCUGCAUUUGUCUGCUUUUCACAGACAAAGGUACAAAAAGCGAGAUUCAGGGUUGGCAGGUUUAGUCAAGUAGCAUUUUCUUGUUUUGUUUUGUUUAUAGGAGAUCCCACAUAUUUCUGUAAGUGCCUGUAAAUAAAAACAUCAUGUAGCUCUUGAUAAAUUAAAUUAACUCCCAGAAUGCCCAGGUCCCGAUUGUAUAACAUUUUUUUUUUUUAAACUGAUUUUUAAAGGUUUGUAAACCAGUGCUUCUUAAUCUGAGAAGUGUUUCCCCCAAGAAAUCAGUUUUGAAUUCAGUUCCAUUAUAAUUUUAAAACAGCGUUUUCUUUGAUAAUUAGGCUUAACAGCCUUUAAGCUUCCUUCAGUAAUGAAUCACACAAAAUGUCCUUAAAGGGGAAAAUGAAAUGUUUUAGCAGUUACACUAAAAGAAUGGGUGGAUGUGAGUGAGCAGAUCAGUUUUUAGGUUGUUGUGAGCUUAAAUGGUUGAGAUAUGUUGAGUUUAACUCGACCCAAAUCAUUUCUACUGGAUUUGUUUUAUUCCCGAACUAUUAAAAUCUGUUUGUAGCAGCCUCAUAGUGAAACCGUGAGGUACUUUCUUAAUGAGAACAAGCAAAAACUGAUCAGUGUCUUUCACUUUCAUUAUUAAGACAGAAAAACCAAAGACUCAGAAAAGCUCAACAUUUUGUCUUCAUCGGUUUCCUACAUUUAGGUUUUUUUCAUUUUGUCCUGAAGUGCGAACAGUGUUGAUGUCUCUGUUUUCUUCCCGCUGAGUGAGACAAACAACAGAUUGUUUUAGUCCCAGGACGCUGAAAUGUCGUACUUUGAAUACAGGUACUACAAAGACUCGUGAUCUGGAGAAAUGCGAGUAACUGACGCUUCAGAAUUGAAUGUUUUUUCUAUGUUCUUUUGUGUUGGGCCACGUCGCCUCUAUGUUCACUAGCGGAAUCUUUUCUGUCUGAGAACAUUUUAAGUACAGUUCGAUUAAUAGAAAAAAAGAAGAACUGUACUGAAUCCACAGUCACCUGACAGAUAAAACUGCUGUUCCGUUGGAAAUUCUCGCCCUCACAUCUCCAGCCCUGACCAGCCACAGUAGAGUCGAGUGGACAGUUUUUCUUUUUUUGGGUGUCAAGGAUCAGCUCAGCUAAUGUAAACUAAUACACAUGUCUACACUACUCAGCAGUUUGUACAAAGAGUGUGUUAAUUCCUUGUACACUAAAAGACACACAUACGCAACCAGAAAGCAGAGAAAUUAUAUUCUACAGACGCCACAUUGUGCAGACAUUUCAGGGUUUUUUUUUUUGGUGUAUUAGUUCUGAAGCUGGGAGGAAACCGACCUCGUAGGUCUAUUUGUACUUUGAUUGUAUGAAAUGAUACGAGGUGUGCGAUGUCGGGAAACGAAAAAACCUGGGAAACAAACUUCUGCCAAUUUCAAAUUUCAAUUGUUUUGAGCAUUUAUUGUGUUUCCUUUCAAGGAUUUUCCACAUCCUGUUUCGUCUCGUGAUGUACCGUCACCAUGAACAACCGUCAACUUCUUUUUUUUUUUUUUUUUUAACAACAGAAAGAGCCGCUCCAUUUCGAGAGUUUCCCUCAUCACUGUGCUCAAAAAUCAAUCGAUGUAUUCUGCAUGUGGGCAUUUUGAAGUCUACGAACUGUCAAGUUAAAAUUAGUUUGAAAUCGGGACAGUUUUGUUUUUAAAGAUUCAAGCACUGAUUUCACAUUUUAAAAACCUAUAUCUGUACGCGUUGCAGUUUGUAUUGCAACUGCACUUUUUCUCUGUACUGUGCAGCCGUUAUCUACUGUAGAUUCAUAUGACUUCACUCUGUGUUAAAAUAGUUACGACAUUAGACUUUGUUUUUGAAAAGUGCUUUUUCUGCCUGAACCGAUGAGAAUCUUCCGCUCAAGGUCAACUCAAAAAGUGUUUUCAGUCAUAAUAACAAGUACGUUUUCUCCAGCUUAUUUAGGGUGAUGUGCAAUGUUAAAGGUCAACUUAUUUUGUGUGUGUGUGUGUGUGUGUGUGUGUGUGUGUGUGUGAAAUGGUUUCAUUCUGCAAUGCAAGGCAUCCAUGUUGGGGAAAAAAGCCAACGUAGCUAAACUGCUCGAAAAUUUUUGUAAAGAGUCUUAAUGCUUAAAACAUGAAUGCAUAUCACAUUAGCAUUACUAUUUGUCGUCAUUUAAUAACCAUUGGUGUCCGGUUGGAUGUUUGCCGUCUCCUUUUGGAAUGAAAGUCCUGUGUUUUCUGUGCGAUAUUUAAUGUUUUUAAGGUUUAGACCGAGACAAAUGUUCUCUGGGGUUCAUUAUGAAUCCGCUCUGUGCUGUCUGUAAAGAUUUCUCUAAAUAAUUGUCUUUGAUAAGCUCUUGUGUGUCUGAGACUCACUUUGUAGCAGCGAAAAUUUUGUAUCUUGACUUUUCAUACCUGAGCCAUCAAAACGUCUGAAUUUGACUCUAAAUAAAAUGAACCGUGU